AUGUAUUGUUUUGAUACAAAACAGACCACAGCCAUCCAUCGCAGCAAUCGGGAACAAAGCAAAUGGUUUUACUUUAUCGAAAAACCAAACGAGAAGUUUCGUGAUCGGCUAUCGCACUAUUAAAGGCUGAACGGUUUGGUUACAUCAUCAAGAUGGGUAAAAUUUUCCUCGAACACAUCAACGGACAAAAGCUGUACAAUUGUGCUGCCUGCGAGACCAAUCUGACCAACAAGCGCGAGCUUAUCAGUACCAGAUUCACAGGAGCGACAGGUCGGGCGUAUCUGUUCAAACGGGUCGUCAACAUUACCUACUCCCAGGUGCAGGAUCGCAUCAUGCUCACCGGACGCCAUAUGGUGCGGGACGUGAUGUGCAAGAACUGUAAGGCCAAACUCGGUUGGAUGUACGAGUUUGCGACCGAAGAAACACAAAAAUACAAAGAAGGCCGUGUCAUCCUCGAACAUGCUCUGAUCACGGAAUCGGAAGGUUUCCCCGAUGCUUAACGUACACCAUAAUAUUACGUUGCCGAACCCAAACGGAACAUAUUGCAUUGUCGGAGGUCGACUUUGCUAAAAUCGGUUUAAUUCCCAUUUUUGGAACAUCUCAAAUAAAUAAUUAGGUAACGAAUCACGGUUUAAAAGCUAUUUUUUCAGAAGAUAAAUUUACAAAAUUAUUUGCUAAAUUCUAAGCAUCUAUAUUACCAUAUGUACUUUUUUUAUCUCAUAUCUUUUAGAAAACGCUUACUUUUAAUCAUUUAUCUAUCUAUUAAUAAAUUUGUGUUUUUACAUU
This is a messenger RNA of Anopheles funestus (African malaria mosquito), 786 nucleotides long. RefSeq names its product protein yippee (gene Yippee). The coding region runs from base 153 to 500 and encodes 115 amino acids. The transcript is spliced from 3 exons. The record is from RefSeq and is a predicted model, not a curated record. NCBI's taxonomy places the organism in Eukaryota, Metazoa, Arthropoda, Insecta, Diptera, Culicidae.